CACAACAGGACUGUCAAAGGUCCACUGUGUUAUCACCAUAGGAAAGUGUCUAGCAAGGAGAGGAUCUGCCUUAACACCGAGUUAUCUUUGACUCGACGUCAUAUGUUCUCGGACCGAGACCCACACCGAGCGGACCGGCGCUCCCGGACACUCCGCUGUCUUAAUUGGAAUCUCACCUUAAGCCCGAAAAGGCACCGCCCUAUCGAGAAUAUGAAAAUGGCCACCGAAUUUACUAUCGCCAAUUCUGAAUGUCGGAUUUCUGAGUAGAAUUCCAGAAGAAAAGAAUCGUUCUAGUGUCCCUUGCCCCUGGGACUAGUGCAGUGAAAUACAUCAUUUAUUGUUCAUAGCGAAAAAAAAAAACAUGAGUCGUGAUGGGAAACCCACAGAGUCUCGGCGGCUUCGUGGUGGUAUAGUGGACCGGAAUCACGACUCCACACCUCGCAACGACCAAACAUGCACGGAAACAGACAACGUGCGAUGAUAAGACAAGUGGGAAGACGAGACAAUCGAUGUCAUCAUACUGGGCCAGACGAAAUGAUGCUCCAAAACUCUUUUAUAUCUCUUAUCUCUCCCUCUGAGUCAACCUCCCCUCUAACAGCACGCUCUCUCCUUAUCACACCUAUCCAUCAUGUCUAAUUAUAUCCCAUCUUUCUCUGCGCCUAACUCAAGGCCCGGGUCCCCUCUACCUCUGGGGUCACCGUCUGCUUCAAGACCUACGAGCUUCUACGCCAAUUCUAGAGCGAAUUCGUUCGUGGGCACGAGACGAAACUCUGCUGUUCCUGCGACCUCGAGAAAGAACUCUGUUGCUGCUCCUUCGAGGAAGAAUUCUACUGCUCCCCCUUCAAGAAGAAACAGUGAGGAUAAGGGUGCUUCGGAUCCUGAGUCUACAGACCUUGAGGUUCUGAAGAAUGAAAAGGGUGAACCCCUUGCUGGACGUAUCGUUGGUGGCAAAUAUGUCGAUCCAAGCAAUGAGUCCAUCGACCCUGAGUUUGGGGCUAUCAAGACUGUUGAUAUUGAUAUGCCUCUUACCCUGACGGAACUUGUUAAUGAGAAGGGCAAGGAAUAUAUCGUGCUUGGGUUUGCGACUGGCGAUAAGGAGAAUCCUUUUAACUGGAAUCCUUGGUAUAAGCGAUCUAUCUCGACUAUUCUCAACUUGAUGACCUUGUUCAUCGGUCUUGCUACUACGGCCUACAGCUCAGGUAUUGCAAGUAUGUGCAAGGAUCUCGAUGCUCCUAACAUCAAGGGUCAAUUGGGUCUUUUCACUUUCAACAUCAGCUGUGCUGUCGCACCCAUGGUGCUAGCUCCCUUCUGUGAGUUGGUCGGUCGCAAGGUCGUCUAUGCCAGUUCAUUCCUGUGCUUCUCACUCCUCUUCAUCGGUCUCGCUCUCGCCAAGGACAUCGACACCAUCAUUGGCCUUCGACUCCUCCUCGGUCUUUUCGGCUGCGUCGGUACUAUUCUUGUCGGCGGUACCUUCGAUGAUAUGUACGAGCCUCACCACCGAAGUCGACCUAUGGCUAUGUUCAGCUGGGUCGCUAUUUUCGGAACUGUCGCCGCUCCCAUCUACGCUGGUUUCAUUGACCAGGCUAUUGGAUGGCGAUGGAUUGAGGGUAUUCAGGGCAUUGCUAAUGUUCCUCUGCUCCUUGUUAUCUUCUUCUACUUCCCUGAGACCCGUGGUGGUGUCGCCCUUCAUAAGCGAGCCAAGGCUCUUCGACAAGCUACUGGUGAUGAGCGCUACGUCUCUGCUGGCGAUAUCCUGACUCCCAGUCUUCAGGCUAUGCUGAAGGCUAGUUCCGUCAAGGCUAUUCACAUGUUGGUUACCGAGCCUGUCGUCUUCGCCUUCGGUCUCUGGAUCGCCUUCUGCUGGGCUGUUGUCUUCCUCUUCCUUUCCGUUAUCCCCAUCACCUUCCAGGAGCACCAUGGCUGGGGCGAAGGUGUCAGCGGUCUUCCCUACAUCUCUCUCUGCAUCGGUACUACUCUUGGCUGGUUGGCUCAUCACCUCCAGAUGCGCAAGUUUGACCGUCUUGUCGCCGACCCCAACAUCAAGGUCACUCCCGAAGCCCGUCUGUACGGCGCCAUGUACGGAGCCGUCUUCCUCCCCAUUGGUCUCUUCAUCUACAGCUUCACCCAAUAUUCUCAUGUCUCUUGGGUUGGCCCCGCCAUUGGUCUUGCUCCUAUUGCCUUUGGUAUCUACUUCGUUUUCGAGAGUACCUACAGUUAUACCGCUGAUUGCUAUGGUGAGAGCUCUUCUUCUGCCAUUGCUGGUCAAGGUCUUAUGCGAAACACUCUUGGCGCUGUUACGCCUUUGUUCGCCAAUGCUUUCUUCCAUAAUGUCGGAAGUCAGUAUGCUGGUCUCAUUCUUGCCUUGUUUGGUACUGUGCUGAGCUUGAUUCCUUUCGUCAUGUUUAAGUAUGGGUAUAAGCUCCGAGCUCGCAGCAAGCUGGCUAUUGAGAUGUAAUUCUGCAUGUAUGAUAGAGAAUUCGUCAAUGAUCUGGAAUGAAAUAAGAAAUAGAUAGCAUUGAACUAUAGAAUAUUUGUUAAUGAAACUGCAUACAUGAGCUUUAUGAUAGCUUGAAGACAUGUGAAUAAAGAAUUGGAAAGCCUUAUUGCGACAAAAAGCGAUUAUAAGUAGGUAGCUUGGUAGUGAUGGCGAAGAAAGAGUCUAGGAGAGGCAGGGGUUCGUUGUAUGCAAAGUUUGUUUUUGAGAACGCAAUAAGUAUAUAAGCUUGCCUGCAAUUGUUUCCCCCAACAACAACACGAGG
Fusarium odoratissimum NRRL 54006 is the source of this 2759-nucleotide messenger RNA. RefSeq lists its product as uncharacterized. Gene Ontology annotation, molecular function: transmembrane transporter activity. The transcript has 2 exons. Lineage: Eukaryota; Fungi; Ascomycota; Sordariomycetes; Hypocreales; Nectriaceae. The record is from RefSeq and is a predicted model, not a curated record. Bases 629 to 2455 code for a protein of 608 amino acids. Gene Ontology annotation, biological process: transmembrane transport.